AUGGUAAGUAUAAAUAAAAGUACAGUGGUUACAGUAAUCCGGUGAGAUAUACCUUUACGGACUAUUACAAAAAACAGUUGGGAUCGCUUUAUUGGAAUGCAAUUAGACUUGAUUUCCUUUGUUUUAGAUGCCCCGAUCGAGACGCGGAUUUCAGGCCGCUUCGGCCGCCAAUCCCGAACGAGUCCGGACUCAUCUCCUCUUUUCCUCCCAGGCUGAACACCACACCGCCAAGCGGAAACGCCGCCCGCACAGUGAGUCAGGGGCACAAUUGUCUACUUAUUUAUUAUUUUGUUAUUCCAAGUUCUCUGGGUCUAAUUUUGAGCCAUUUCUCCAAUAGAUGAUAUAAGUCAUGAGGAAAGUCCGGGAGAAAUGUAGGUUUUUUGGCGGGAGAUGAAUUUAUUUGUUAGUCUGCUCUAAAAGAUGAUAAGAUGUGUGAUGUGAUUUGUCUUAUAGCACUUCCGCUUAUUUUCUUUAAUUUCAGACAAAUUCCAGUCGGUCCACAAGAAGGACGAAAUGAUUCAGGCCAAUCCAGAUGACCUGGAUCCCACGGCCUGGACUGGAAAUCAGCGAGUUCUUCACUUUGGCCCCAUGGCCAAUAGAGAUCCGUUCUUCUAUUACUACCCCAAGGGCUGGGAUAUAUUAUAUCCUGCGCAAUUCGGGUUCUUUCCUUAUCGAACGAGGUAAAAUACGACAUUCUGUAUCUCUGAUCACUUUAGACUAGCUUACGAUUGAUUUUGAUUGUAGUAAAUUUCGUGGUAACUCGGUUACUGUCUGCGUAUGGGCUUUUGGAACGUUUCUUCUGCUUGGAGGGGCUCUGAUGUCAUAUCUUGGGUAUUUUGUUAUACACGACACUCCAUUUUGGAUGUGGAAGAAGAAGAGUAACGCAUCGAUACCACCAGUGCAAGUGGCUGGGCCAGUUAUGUUGGUGAUUGGAGGAUUACUCGUUCUCAUCGGGCUGAUAUGCUCAAUUUGUACUUCUGACGUGAGUUUAUAUGGCAAAAAAUAUUAUAUCUUUUUUUAGUUUCUAAGUGAAAAGAUUCGGCAUUAUCAUCAUCGUGGACAGCCAGCAUCAGUUACAGUUUAUACAACACAUAUCGAGGUAAAUUGUGGUUGUGUAUUUUUGCAUUUACAUUACUUUUAGCAACCGAAGGCAGUUUACGAGAAGAAUCCCUAUCAGCCUCUUCCCCCUCCGGCAUUUCCAAUUCUCGAGAACAAAUAUGCUCACAGUUCUGGGUGGAAUCCAUAUGCCGAACUCAAAUUAUUCCCUCCAGUGUAAGUUGCUUACGGCCAUGUUUUAUUUUUUACAGUAUGCCCGGAUAUUCAACAUUAUCGUUACAUGGAGAGCAUCAAAAUCGUGGAAAUUCACCCUCUGUUUUUGUGGCUAGCCCCUACAAUACAUUAAGAGCAAUGUCGGCUAAUCGGUAAGUACGAAAAGAUCCUAGGAUAGUAUUGCAAUUACUGCGGUAAAUGGGUCCAUGAUAUAAAUAUAUUGGUCUCCGUUUACAUUCAUAUGAUUCAUACUAAGUCAACACUGUUAUUAAGGGCUUCUUUUUUGCAGUGUUAUUACAGCAGUUGUUUUUAGUACUUAUACAUGUACGAGUACUGUGUAUAUUCGAAUUUUGUUUCAGAUAUGCGGGCUCGGAACCCCUCCAGACUCCAAAUGCCUCAGGAAAUCAGCUCGAGAAUGCAUCGACCGCCUCGGGUGCUGGAAGUUUAAGUAGCAAUCGGCAAUCCAUCUCCUCAACAGCGCAACGCCGGGCCAAAUCAGUUGGCCAGAUGCCGAAAUCUCGAGAAUCUUCGGUCUCCCGCCGCUUUCGGGAGUAUUCCCACAACAAUUGA
Messenger RNA from Bursaphelenchus xylophilus (pine wood nematode), 1839 nucleotides. NCBI's taxonomy places the organism in Eukaryota, Metazoa, Nematoda, Chromadorea, Rhabditida, Aphelenchoididae. The record is from the annotation of a GenBank genome assembly.